This is a messenger RNA of Talaromyces proteolyticus, 753 nucleotides long. RefSeq lists its product as uncharacterized. The transcript has 2 exons. NCBI's taxonomy places the organism in Eukaryota, Fungi, Ascomycota, Eurotiomycetes, Eurotiales, Trichocomaceae. The record is from RefSeq and is a predicted model, not a curated record. Bases 1 to 753 code for a protein of 250 amino acids. Gene Ontology annotation, molecular function: oxidoreductase activity, acting on the CH-OH group of donors, NAD or NADP as acceptor.
AUGUCCACGGUCGUUUUGAUUAGCGGUGCUAAUCGGGGUUUGGGCAAAGGCCUCCUUGAGCGCUAUCUGAGGCUCGCGAAUCAUACCAUUAUCGCCGCCAACCGUAACCCAGAUCAUCCAACCUCCAAGGACCUUUUCAAUCUCCCUAAAGCCGAGGGUACCGAACUGAUCGUUGUCAAACUCGAUGCUCGCGUAUGGCAGGAUGCCUUUGACGCUAUCAAAUCGCUUGGAAGUCAGGGCAUCGACCAUAUAGAUAUUGUCGUCGCUAAUGCUGGUGUGGCAUAUGUCUGGCCAACAGUCGCUGAGGUCAAGCUUGAAGACAUUAUCGGCCACUUCGAACCUAAUACAUACGGCGUUGUGGCGCUGUACCAGGCCGUACGGCCGCUGCUCCAGAAGUCAAAGCGAGAGCCCAUUUAUUCAAUCAUGGGCACGACGGCUGGUAGUCUCAACUCCCAACCCAAGCUUCAAAACUCUUGUUACGGUCCGUCCAAAGCGGCCGUGGCAUGGUACAGUAUUCGUAUUAACGAGGAGGAUAGCUGGUUACACUCCUUCUCUCUAGUACCCGGCUUUGUACAUACCGACAUGGGCGAUAUUGGGGCCGCAGCCCUUGGUAUCGACAAGGCGACCCAGGAUCAAAUAAUGAUCGGCCUUGAUGAGUCGUGUGACGGUAUGAUGGAGGUGCUUACCGAAACAACAAAGGAGAAGCACGGCGGAAAGUUGGUUAUGUACAAUGGAGAGACCAUCGAUUGGUAG